AUGAAUAUGAAUAAUGGGGAAAAAAAUAUUUGUGUACCGGUAGGUACGGGAAUUCAAUGUGAUGACCGUCGAAUGUGUGCUUUAUGUUCUGGAAGUAUUGGUGAAGAAGCUUUAAUGGCUAUGCAUAGAUUAUGGCAUCCAGAACAUUUUGUUUGUAAUGGUUGCAAAAAGCCUAUUAAACAAACAUACCAGAUUGCAGAUAAUAUUCCAUUUUGUAUUCCUUGUUUUGCUACAAGAUUUAAUCCAAAAUGUGCAGCAUGUAAUGAAACAUUAGUUGAUACCUGUCUAGUGGCAUUAGAAAAACACUGGCAUCCAAGAUGUUUUAAAUGUACAAUGUGCCAUAAACCACUUCCGAAUGGUGAAUUUUAUACAGUGGACAAUAAUCCUUAUGAUUUGGAUUGUCAUUGGGCAGUAAGAUUAGAUAAAAGAAAUGAAAGAAUGGAAAUACGAAUGUAA
This is a messenger RNA of Strongyloides ratti, 456 nucleotides long. RefSeq names its product Zinc finger, LIM-type domain-containing protein. Gene Ontology annotation, molecular function: muscle alpha-actinin binding; actin binding. Gene Ontology annotation, biological process: muscle structure development; actin cytoskeleton organization. The record is from RefSeq and is a predicted model, not a curated record. Gene Ontology annotation, cellular component: Z disc; adherens junction; stress fiber. Lineage: Eukaryota; Metazoa; Nematoda; Chromadorea; Rhabditida; Strongyloididae. The transcript is spliced from 2 exons. Bases 1 to 456 code for a protein of 151 amino acids.